CGUGUAUUACAGCAAGCUACCCACCACAAAUUGGCGACGAGGACAGGAUUAAUUUUCUUUAUUCCUAUUUGCAACACGAGAUUGAAGCAUUUGAAUUGAAAUAAAAUAGGGGAAUCAGCGAUGGAACCAAACAAAUUAUUUGGGAAUUUACCACCACUGUCGUUAGCAGGCGUUCCCCUAACCGAGCGGCGAACAAAAUGGACGACGUGGAAACGGGGGUUCGAAAUUUGGUUGCGUACGGCGAAGAUAGUGGACGGAACGGAGAAAAAGAAUUUACUUUUAACUUGUGGUUCUCUCGAGCUGCAAGAAAUAUUUUUCAGCAUUCCAGAUGCAGAUGUAGAGGCGGACGUAGACCAGGGCGUAGACCCAUACGAGAUUGCUAUUCUUAAAUUGGAUGAAUAUUUCGCUCCACAAAGACACGAAGCACACGAGAGAUUUUUGUUUUGGUCAAUGAAACCGGAGCCGGAAGAAACGCUAGAGAAAUUUGUAAUGCGUGCCCAAGCUCAUGGCUCCAAGUGCAAUUUCGGGGCAACUGCGGCAGAGAGUGCAGGGAUUGCAAUCAUUGACAAAGUGCUUCAGUUUGUACCGGCAAAUUUGCGAGUCAAACUUCUGCAAGAAAAAAACUUGUCUCUGGACGAAGUCAUUAAACAAAUAAAUUCGUAUGAAACAUCCCGAGUUGCCAACGAACAAAUGAGCGGUAGGAGCAAAUCUUUUGAAAUAGAUAACCAACACAUCCAUCAUAUAAAAACAUUGUGUCGAUUCUGUGGUCGUACCCAUGGGCAACAAUCUUGCCCGGCACGAGACAAAACGUGCGCAAAAUGUGGCAAGCGAGGUCAUUUCGCUGUUGUAUGCUACUCAAAUGCUGGACAAACUUCAAAUAGACUACAUACGAAUCAAAGAAUGCAAAAGAGGCCGUUCGGAGGGCACUUUAAUGAUUCGGAACUAAAUAAGAAAACGGCAAAGUUUGCAAGGAAAAUUCACGCAAUCCAGGAUGACGGAAAUGAACCUCUUGAGUGUGAAUUAGUGGAGAUGGUAUCUUCGGCAAACGAUUCAGACGAAUUGAUCUGGGCGAAAGUAGGCGGUAUCCUUAUCGAGAUGCAAAUUGAUUCUGGAGUCCAAUCGAAUAUCAUAGACGAUAGAACGUGGGCGUCAAUGAGGAAUAACCAAGUCAAGAUCAUUGGCGAGGCACGGAGUCCGGAUCGGAAGUUCAAGGCAUACGCUCAGACCGAUUGUUUAGAAAUAAUUACGAUGUUUGAGGCGGAAAUAGCUAUUGCGGACGGGUUGAAAGAACUCCGUACAAUUUCCAAAUUUUACGUAGUUAAAAAUGGUCCACAACCACUUUUGGGAAAAAUCACCGCAAAACAGCUUGGAGUAUUAUAUGUUGGAUUACCUAGCCAGCAUGAAUCAAUCAACCAGGUUGAAACAUUUCGCGCGUUCCCCUCAAUUCGUGGAGUCAGCAUCCACAUUCCAAUUGAUAAGACGGUGACACCCGUAGCUCAGCGACUCCGACGAUUGCCUUUGCCCAUGCUAGAUAAAGUUGAUAGUAAACUAAACGAGUUGGUCGCUAAAGACAUAAUAGAGAAAGUAUCGGAACCGAGCAGCUGGGUUUCACCCAUGGUGAUAGUUGUAAAAGAUUGUGGAAGUAUUCGGCUUUGCAUAGACAUGCGGCAAGUUAAUAAAGCAAUUUUGCGAGAAACGCAUCCACUACCAACCAUAGAAGACAUACGUUGGAGAAUGAAUGGUGCUAAAUACUUUUCUCGCCUUGACAUAAAGGAUGCUUUUCAUCAACUACUGCUCGAUGAAGAAAGUAAAACUCUCACAACUUUUAUCACCCACCGUGGACUUUAUCGUUAUAAACGAAUGAUGUUUGGGAUUUCAUGCGCUCCAGAGAAAUUCCAAAAAAUAUUGGAACAAGUUUUGGCCGACUGUCCAAACACAGUCAAUUUUAUCGACGAUAUCAUAGUUACGGGAAAAACUGAGACCGAACACGAUUUAGCACUAGAGAAAGUGAUGGAAAAGAUUGAGGAAUAUGGCAUUUUACUUAAUCAAUCUAAGUGCGUUUUCAAACUCACAGAAAUCGAAUUCGUUGGCCAACGUUUUAACCAGAACGGAAUGCUCCCUGCACUAAACAAAAUUGAAGCAAUAAGAAGCUUUCGGCCACCCAAAAAUUGUGAAGAGGUUCGGAGUUUUCUGGGAUUAAUUACUUACGUGGGAACGUUCAUUCCAAACUUAGCCACAGUUUCAUUCCCACUACGCGAAUUAACAAAGAACAACGCCGAAUUCGUUUGGGAGCGAGACCAGAACAAAGCAUUUAACGAACUGAUCCGGUUAGUUUCUAACGUCGAAAGAUUAGCCCAUUUUGAUCCUCAUCUAAAAACCCGAGUAGUGGCAGAUGCGUCCCCAGUAGGGUUAGGAGCCGUCCUCCUUCAGUUCCAGAACGAGCAGCCUAAAGUAAUAGCUUAUGCCAGCAAGAGCCUAACGAGUACCGAGCAACGGUAUGCACAAACAGAAAAGGAGGCACUAGCGUUAGUAUGGGCCGUGGAACGGUUCCAAAUCUAUCUAUUCGGAAUACGAUUCGAGCUGGAAACGGACCAUAAACCUCUAGAGGCUAUCUUUAGCCCCACAUCUUCUCCUUGUUUGCGGAUUGAGCGUUGGGUCUUAAGGCUGCAGGCUUUUAGCUAUGAUGUAAUUUAUCGGAAAGGAAAAACGAAUAUAGCUGAUCCUCUGUCUCGGUUGUCAAGUCCUACUGAAGUAUCAGAAUUUGAUCCAGAUUCUACAGUAUAUAUCCGCAGCGUGAUGGAAAAUGCUGCAAUCGAUGUGCAAGAGGUAGAGAUUGCUUCUUCGAAUGAUGCCGAAAUGCGGGCUCUUAAGGAGUGUUUGGAAAGAGGUGCGUGGAAUUAUACAGAUGAACUACUGAAACCUUACCAAGCAUUUCGAUUGGAACUCGGAACAGUUGGAGACCUAGUAGUCCGCGGUAGCAAACUAGUAAUACCGAAAGCUAUCCGGCAAAGAAUGCUAGAACUGGCACACGAAGGGCAUCCUGGACGCACUAAAAUGCAACAACGACUGCGAUGUACUUGCUGGUGGCCAGGAAUGGAUGAAGCUAUUGCUCGACUGGUUAGCAGCUGCUCAGGCUGCCAAUUGGUCAGCCAACCAGAUAAACCGGAGCCCAUGAAGCGAAGGCCACUACCACAUAAGCCUUGGGUAGAUGUAGCAAUCGAUUUUUUGGGCCCACUACCAACUGGUGAUUAUCUACUAGUAAUCAUUGAUUACUUCAGUCGGUACAAAGAGGUCGAAAUUGUUAAGAAAAUUACAGCGAUUGAAACAUCUGAACGACUUGAACGAAUAUUUGUGCGUCUUGGCUAUCCGAGAACCAUAACACUCGACAAUGGAAGGCAAUUUGUGAGCAAUUAUUUUGACAACUAUUGCAAACAGCGAGGAAUAUUGCUUAACAAGACAACCCCAUAUUGGCCGCAAGAAAAUGGUCUGGUUGAACGCCAGAACAGGUCUUUGCUAAAAAGGCUGAAGAUAAGCCAGGCUCAGAACGGGGAUUGGAAAAAAGAUUUGGGGGCGUAUCUCUCCAUGUACUACGCCACUCCACACAGCACCACAGGGAAAACACCGAGUGAGUUGAUGUUCAACCGAAAUAUCCGGACAAAAAUACCAUCAUUGGGAGACAUCAGUACCGGAUCUGCAUUACCAAUGUCUGAUUACAGGGAUAGAGACACAUGUAUGAAGGAAAAGGGAAGAGUGACAGAAGAUCAACGACGCAAAGCAAAACCGUCUGAUAUAAUAGUAGGAGAUAGAGUCCUAUUGAGGAAUACAAUGCCAGGCAACAAACUGAGUACACCCUUUGGACCACAGAUUGCAAAAGUAAUUGAGAAGCAAGGUUCUCGCGUAACAGUACAGGAUGAGCAAAACGGGAAAUUAUAUGACAGGAAUUCGAGCCACCUAAAAGAGUACAAGGACCCAGACGAUCAUAGGGAUGGUUGUGAGAGGGUGGUGGAUAACCAGGAGGAAGGAGUAGGUUUUAAUGAACCAACGACCGAAGAGAUACCGAGAACACUCUCCCGUCCGAAACGAGAAAUUAAACGUCCCGCUAGGUUCCUAUCAUAGAGUAAGAGAUUGGGUGAAAUAAUCAGAUGAAAUCAAAUAGUAAAUAAAUAAUUUGGGGAAUUGUAUUUAUCGUUCAUUAUUCGGAAAAAAGGGAGAUGUGGUAUGUGUUGUAAGAGCUCGGCUUUAUUCCGCUCCUUGCUAGAGCGCGGUAUAAUCUGACAACGAUGACAGAUAGUCAGAACACAUACAGAACGGAGUGAAGCCAGAUCGUGUAUUACAGCAAGCUACCCACCACACAUACAAUGCCCAUUUAUUGAGUAGGAUUUACAACGUACCACGUCGGUUCUUGUGGGAAGGUGCAGUGAAGGGUAAAAGGCGCACAUACACAAAAAAAAACAAAAGAAACAAAACAGACAUGUAGAGUGAAUUAAAAGUCAAAACAGCUCGAAAGUGAACCUGAAAGAGACAGUUAAAAAAGCAAGAAACGAGAACAAAUAAGUAGUAUAUGCAGAAGAGGAAAGAAUUAAAAAAAUCACACACACACACACACACAUACACAACAUAGUAGACUAAACAACAAAACCAUGAAAAUUGGAAUUUGAACAAGAAAAAACAAAAACCAACACAAACAAACAACUUUACACCAGCAGCAGCCAUACAAGUAUGAGGAUUUAUAGGGUAAGAGCGGACGGUGAUCAUGCACGCACGUGAUAGUGCCGUUGAAAGUGUUUAUUGAUGAUCAUAUAUAUAUUAUAUCUUGCAUAUUGUAUUUGUGUGUGUGUGCGCUGGAUGCGAGGGAUGAAUUGAGAGUGCGUGUUGUACUAUACCUCUCCAAAUAAAAUAAAAACACUCACACUUACACCCAUCACUCUAAGUAGAGGGUUUUCUUCCUGAUCUUAAAUAGAACGUUAAUGAUCGAGGACAGUAACAGGACAGGAAUCAUACAUAAACAAUACUUAACGCAACACGCAACACACAUGCAGUGGAAUGGUUCGUUAGAGGAGAAGAGGACAACAUUACAAGACAAGAUUGAAUGUAGCCGAAGCAGUAAGCAAAAGGAAGUGUUUAUUGAAACAAUAAUAGUGAAAUAAUGAAAAGGAGCAACAAAAACAAAAACACACACACGCACACACACACUCUCACAGUUCAUCAAACCAAGAAUACCUUACAAAUUGCAGUAAAACACACAUAAAAAUGAACAUGAAA
This is a messenger RNA of Anopheles coluzzii, 5262 nucleotides long. RefSeq lists its product as uncharacterized. The transcript is spliced from 2 exons. Gene Ontology annotation, molecular function: zinc ion binding; nucleic acid binding. The record is from RefSeq and is a predicted model, not a curated record. The coding region runs from base 121 to 4116 and encodes 1331 amino acids. NCBI's taxonomy places the organism in Eukaryota, Metazoa, Arthropoda, Insecta, Diptera, Culicidae. Gene Ontology annotation, biological process: DNA integration.